UAGACCACGGCGCGAGUAGGUCAUCAAGUGAACUUUCCGACAGUGAGUGAAGUGCCUUGAUUCGGCUAAUUUGAGUUCUAAAGAUUCAACACAUUGUAGAGAUGCGAUUUUUGGUAGUUUUGAUUCUCCUGAUAGCCGGAACGCUUGCUCGGCCGGGCCGUUUCGGUAAAGAUUGGGAUCACUCCCAACAGGAAGCCAAGUGUGGUUAUGAGUCAUGCCCAGUGGCAAAAAGAGACAUGCUGAAUCUUCAUCUGGUCCCACACACUCACGACGAUGUCGGCUGGCUGAAAACGGUGGAUCAAUACUAUUACGGAAGCAGAACCAGUAUUCAGCGAGCCGGAGUCCAAUACAUUCUGGACUCGGUGAUUGAAGCUCUACUGCACAAUCCCGAGCGUAAGUUCAUCUACGUCGAGUCGGCAUUCUUCUUCAAAUGGUGGAACGAACAAACGUCGGAACUGCAAGAUGCGGUUAAGGAAUUGGUUCAACAGGGUCGUCUGGAGUUUAUCAACGGUGCUUGGAGCAUGAACGAUGAGGCGGCUUCCCACUACCAGAGUUUGAUCGAUCAGUAUACGUGGGGAUUGGGAUUACUGAACGAUACCUUCGGAGAGUGUGGACGACCCCGUGCCGGAUGGCAAAUUGAUCCGUUUGGACAUUCGCGAGAACAGGCCUCACUGUUGGCCCAGAUGGGAUACGAUGGAUUAUUUUUCGCCCGUCUAGAUUACGCGGAUAGGGCGAAACGGGAAGCAAACAAAGAUACGGAGCUGAUUUGGAAGUCUAGCGUCAAUCUCGAUGACAGUGAACUGUUCACCACGAUUCUGUACACGCUGUAUCAAGCACCGCCAGGGUUCUGCUUUGACGUGCUCUGUUCCGAUGAACCGUUCAUUGAUGGACCGAACAGUGCGGAGAAUAAUGUCGAUGCUAGGAUUGAUGCUUUCCUCGAGUGGGUUUACGGAAUGGCAGAAAAGUAUCGUUCAAAUAAUUUGAUUCUUACCAUGGGAGGCGAUUUCACCUACCAGGAUGCCGGAAUGUACUUCAAAAACAUUGAUAAAUUGAUUAAAUACACCAACGCGCGUCAACAACAUGGAGUUAAGAUCAAUGCUUUCUACUCGACUCCAACGUGCUACCUAAAGGCUCUACACGAUGCGGAACUUACCUGGCCAACCAAAUCCGAUGAUUUCUUCCCGUACGCUUCGGAUCCGAAUACCUACUGGACCGGUUACUUCACUUCCCGGCCGACCUCGAAACGAUUCGAACGAGUCGGUAACCAUCUCCUGCAGGUAUGCAAACAAUUGACGGCUCUGUCACCUGCAACCCGUUCGAGUUACUUCCAAAACCGGUUGACCGUGUUGCGGGAUGCGAUUGGAGUUAUGCAACAUCACGAUGCGAUCACCGGCACCGAAAAGCAGCACGUGGCCGACGAUUACGCACGGAUGCUCCAUACAGCGUUCGAAGCCUGCGGGGAGAACACCAAUGAGGCGUUGCGGGACUUGACGAAGGCACCGUCCGAUAUAAAGUUCGAGUCCUGCCAUCUUCUGAACAUAAGCCAGUGUGCGAUAACCGAAUCGAAAGAAUCUUUUGUAGUCACACUGUACAAUCCUUUGGGACAUUCCACCUAUCAGUAUGUGAGGUUGCCGGUGAACGGUAACAACUACGUGGUACGAAACUCCCAGGGAUUCGAACUCCCUACUCAAAUGAUCCCACUGCCCGAUACCGUAUUUAAUCUGAACUCACGCGAAAGCAUUGCGAAUCAGGAACUCGUAUUCCUAGCGGAUCAAAUUCCACCAAUGGGAUUCACAUCUUUCUACGUGACGGAAGCGUACGAUUCGCAAGCCCGCAAAGACACCGAGCCACUUCCGAAGCAGGAGGUGACUAGCAUCGGAAACAAGUACCUGUCACUUUAUUUCAAUAACAACGGUUUGCUUAAUAUGAUAAACAUCAACGGAGAGAGUCACUGGUUGCAGCAGGAUUUCCUCUACUACGAGGGAGCUCUCGGAAACAAUGCGGAAGCGAAGAACCGAUCUUCCGGAGCGUACAUUUUCCGACCGAAUGGAACAGAGAAACUAGUGUCAGCAUCCGUGCAGUUGCGGGUGUACAAAGGGGAUCAUGUUCAGGAGGUCCAUCAGGUGUUCAACGACUGGGUCAGUCAAGUGAUUCGAGUAUACGAAGACGAACAGCACGUGGAGUUCGAGUGGUUGGUUGGACCGAUUCCGAUCGAAGAUGAAAUUGGAAAAGAGAUUGUAACUCGGUACCAAUCGGAUAUCGUUUCCAAAGGUGUGUUCUGGACCGAUGCCAACGGUCGUGAGAUGAUCAAGCGAGUACGAAACCAUCGCGACACUUGGGACUUGGAACUGAACGAACCGGUUUCCGCAAAUUACUAUCCGGUAACGGCAAAGAUUGCACUGGAGGACGAAUAUAAGCGGAUGGCAGUUUUGAAUGAUCGUGCCCAGGGUGGAACUAGUCUGCAAGAUGGAGUGUUGGAAUUGAUGUUGCAUCGUAGACUGCUGAAAGAUGAUGCGUUUGGAGUCGGUGAAGCCCUGAAUGAAACCGCCUACGGGACGGGUUUGAUUGCCCGCGGUAAACACUAUCUGAUGUUUGGCCCGAAGGCUUCCCAAUCUGUGGCGAAGGAACGAUUCUUGCAAAAUCAAGUGCUUACACCGGCUUGGAUGUUCCUCAGCGAUGCCACCGAUCAUUCAUUUGGUGAGUGGCAGUCAACUUUCAAAACUGCGUUUUCCGUCUUACCUUCGUCACUUCCGGCAAACGUAAACUUGCUAACAUUCGAACCGUGGAAACAACCGUUCACUUACCUGGUGCGUUUCGAACACCUCCUCGAGAGAUCGGAAGAUCCUCUGUACUCGGCACCCAUAACCAUCAACUUGGAGUACGUGUUCUCGAAAUUUAACAUCUACAGCGUUCGUGAAACGACUCUCGGUGGAAAUCAAUGGCGAGAGGACAAAUCACGGAUACACUUCUUCUCAAACUCGGUACCGACGGCCCAAGAACCAGUGGAAGACAAAUCCAAUCUACUGAUCGACGGAUAUCAGGUUACACUAGGACCGAUGGAAAUUCGGACUUUCGUAAUGGAAAUGAGCUUCAACUUUUAGUCUAAGUGAUUUAUCAAUCCUUUAAACCGAUAUAAUAAAGCUUAUCAAAUAUUCAAA
This is a messenger RNA of Malaya genurostris, 3158 nucleotides long. Its product is annotated as lysosomal alpha-mannosidase-like. Gene Ontology annotation, cellular component: lysosome. NCBI's taxonomy places the organism in Eukaryota, Metazoa, Arthropoda, Insecta, Diptera, Culicidae. Gene Ontology annotation, molecular function: alpha-mannosidase activity; carbohydrate binding. Gene Ontology annotation, biological process: mannose metabolic process. Bases 102 to 3101 code for a protein of 999 amino acids. The record is from RefSeq and is a predicted model, not a curated record. The transcript has 5 exons.